AUGCAUAGGGCCUUGAUCUUCCUCCAGCUUUCAUUAUGGAUCACUAGCAUCCACGCUCUCUUGCCAUUGGCAUCCGAAGGACAUGGAGAAGCAAGCAAGAGAAGCACCACGACUGGUGCAACCUUGGCGAAACCUAAUGGCUUCGUCACCUUCAAGAUGGUCCAGAAAGCUUCAGGUUCUGGCGGAUCGAUAACCGACCUGGUCACUCGAGCAUCAAGCAGUAAGACCUACAAGCACAGAUCCCGGGCAUCGUCACGAACCAUCAACGGGGAGUCAACCGUGGCUGCUAGAGACAACGAUUAUGCGGUCGACGUAGCCCAGGACCCAACAAUGAAGAACAGUGCUGGCGUCGACCAAGACGGGACAGAUUAUUCCUAUUUCGUGGAGGCGAAGCUUGGCUCUGAUGGCAAACCGUUGUACAUGCUUCUAGACACAGGUGCUAGUACGACCUGGGUCAUGGGCUCUGGUUGUACAUCCGACGCCUGCAAGAAGCACAACUCCUAUGGGCCCAACGACUCCAAGACCUACGUCGACACCGGCAAGACUUAUUCGGUCGAAUACGGGACGGGGAAGGUCGGUGGGCAUGUCAUCGAAGACACCAUUUCCGUGGCUGGAUUGGCGGUGACGGUAUCUUUCGGGGUUGCUAAUACCACCUCGGACGAGUUCACCGAAUUUCCCUUUGACGGUAUCCUGGGGUUGUCGAUGAGUCCGAACACUUGGCUAUCUGCCGUCAAAGACGCCAAUCUGAUUGACGCCAAUGUCUUUGGAAUUAGCCUGUCCAGGCAUGCAGAUGGCACGAACGAUGGCGAGAUUGCCGUUGGCGCCCCCAACCCGGACAAAUAUGAUGGAGAUAUCUCGUACGCGUCUAUCGUCUCCGGAUCGACCUGGACUAUCCCGAUGGAUGAUAUCAUGGUUGGUGGCAAGUCUGCCGGUGUAACUGGCAGGCAUGCAUACAUCGACACUGGCACGAGCUUCGUGUUUGGCCCUCCGGAUGAUGUCAAGUCAAUGUACAAUAUGAUCCCAGGUUCAUCGUCGAGUGAUGGCUCGACGUAUACUGUUCCUUGUGACAGUGACGCUUCUGUUGCUCUCACAUUCGCUGGCAAGAGUUGGACCAUCUCCUCCAAGGAUUUAUUGUCUGCACCGGACGGCAAUGGCCACUGCGCCGGCAACGUAUACGGAAUGGAGUAUGUGGCUGGGGCCUGGUUGGUCGGGGAUGUUUUCCUGAAGAACGUCUAUAGCGUGUUCGACGUGGACCAGGGACGAAUCGGAUUCGCCGCAAAGCAGACAACCACUAGCACGACAACAGGGUCUUCAACAGCAACAUCCACGGGUACAGCUAGCUCUACGGCUUCUGGGGGUCUCAAUGGCCAGGAAACUCCUACAGGUACCGCGGCGGCAGAUACAGUUAGCGCUACUCCCACUGCGUCAGGCAAGGACUCCUCCGGCGCCAGGUUUGCAGGAGACAUGUAUGCAAUCAUCGCGUGCCUGUUCACGAUCAUCGCCAUGAUUGUUUGA
Anthostomella pinea is the source of this 1515-nucleotide messenger RNA. The record is from the annotation of a GenBank genome assembly. NCBI's taxonomy places the organism in Eukaryota, Fungi, Ascomycota, Sordariomycetes, Xylariales, Xylariaceae.